AUGAAGCCCCUCGUCCUGCUGCUGCUCGCGGCAGCCACCGCCGACGACGACGUUUCUGGUUCCUCGCGACUUGGCGGUACGGCGGCGAUCGGCGGUGGUACGACGUUUCCGGUGACGAGACCUGCACAAAAUGUGUCGGCCGCCACGGCGGCGAUCGACCGCUGGUUCCAGUUCCACACGAACAACGAGAGCUACGCGCCCAAAGCCUGGACCGUCACCAAGCCCGACGACGUGCCGCGGCCGUGGCACGAGAUCGGGGCGUCGAGCAAGUCCAAGACCGUGUAUCGAGCCACCGUGAAAGGUAAAUCAGUGAUAGUGAAGGGCCGGAAGAUGCGAAAGAAUGGAUGGACGGGCGACGCGAGACACGACCAGGGGGGCGGCGUGCUGUACCUGGAGAUGGUGUACCUCGAGGCGCUCCGCGGCCGACCGGGCAUCCCCGAGCUGCUGGGCGCGUGGUGGGACGGGCCGCACGUCGUGCUCGUCGUCGCUGACGGCGGCGAGGCCAUUGGCGAGGGCCCCCCGGGCGUCGGCACGGCCCCCAACGUCAUGACGGCUGCCUUCGACGCGCGCGCGCGAAACCAGCCGCUGGCGCUGGCGAGGUCCAUCCUGGAGUGCUUCGGCUCUUGGGCUUUGGAUUUCUUGCAGGACGACCUCAAAGCCCAACAGUUCACGAUGGAUGCACAUGGCACGGUCUUCAUGGUCGACGGCCCGAAGGUCGCGCCGGACCGGCCGCUCGGGCGGGCCAUCUGGCGCGCCUGGGGUCCGCCCGACGUGAGGGAGAGCAAGUAUCCAUUCGUUGCGCACUCGUGCACGAGAGACGCGGACUGUCCCUUCACGAAGGAGAGCCACUCGUGCCGCGGCGCCGGCACGUGCGAGCCCGGGGCGCGCGGCGCGCCGGAGGCGCGCGGGGAAUGCCGCGAGGAUGUCUGCGUGCGGCUCUCGGAGAAGACGCACGUCUACGACGUCGCCAAUCGACCUUGGUUGUUGCCUUACAUAGCGGCCAAGGCCGCGGACCCGGCCGCGGGGGAGUUCCUGCGGAGUUUGAUUCGCCUCGCGGGGCGCGGCCGGCCGGACGACCGACCGUCGUUCCGGGAGCUCGUGGACCGCAUCGACGCGUUCGCGAAGGCGCCCGUGCCGUUCAAGCCGGGCCCGAAGGCGCGCUUAUACGAGUCGGCUCUUAUUCAAAGCAACGACCGGCGCCGCAAGGCGUUCUGGGACUACGCGUCGGUGUCCUUCACGGACCUCGGCCACGCCGGCGGCGUCCUCGUGGACGGCGUGGUCCAGCGGCUCUGCGACGACCGGGGCCUGGCGUGCUGGCAGUCCCAGGUCGACGGCCACGGCAAGGACGUGCCCGUACCCGCGCACCUCGGCGAAGAGGUCGUGGAUCGCACGAAGAACAAGUACGGGCCGCUCACGGCAGAGGACGCGGAGGACUCCGGGUCCCUCGAUAUUCUGGAUGGCGAAUUUCCCUUCAACGUCACGCGCGUGCACCAGGCGUUGCCGCCGAAGGUCUUCGCGUUCACGGUCGUCGAGGACGCGUGGCGCGUCGUGGAGUCCUUGUACGUCGACGGCGGCCGCGCGGACGACCCCGACGCGUUCGUCAACGCGUCGUUCCCGCACGGCGUCCAGCGCCACGUGCAGCGGCUCGCCGGGCUGCAGUUCGUCCCCGGCUCCGCGAUCACGCGGAGCCAGUGCGACCGCGCGCUCCGCAACCUCGACGAGUUCGAUUUAAUCGUAGACGCGGCGUCCCUGGCGACGGGCGGCCUGCGCGACCUCGCGGCGGUGUUGCACGGCCUCUACGACGUCGAGGCGCCGCGAGUCGCCACCGUGAAGCCCGUCGGCGACCUGUCCGUGGCGCCAUCACUACGAGCGCGCGUCCUCGAGGACAGCUGGUGCCACGCCGAGGUCUACGCCGCCGCCCGGUCGAAGCCCGCGUUUCGUCAGGGCGGCUUCUUCCGGGCGCGCGAUGUGUGA
Pelagomonas calceolata is the source of this 1974-nucleotide messenger RNA. The record is from the annotation of a GenBank genome assembly. NCBI's taxonomy places the organism in Eukaryota, Pelagophyceae, Pelagomonadales, Pelagomonadaceae.